Messenger RNA from Colletotrichum costaricense, 3060 nucleotides. The coding region runs from base 1 to 3060 and encodes 1019 amino acids. Gene Ontology annotation, cellular component: membrane. Lineage: Eukaryota; Fungi; Ascomycota; Sordariomycetes; Glomerellales; Glomerellaceae. The transcript is spliced from 8 exons. Gene Ontology annotation, molecular function: NAD+ binding; transmembrane transporter activity. Gene Ontology annotation, biological process: transmembrane transport. The record is from RefSeq and is a predicted model, not a curated record.
AUGGCACCCACUAAAGCGGUUGACGACCGCAAUGGCGACAUCGAAAGCAGGCCUGAAGAAGAGACGCCGUUAUUGUCACACGACUUGCCACCCACAGUCGCCCCAAGCCGUAGAUACCAGCUAAAGGUCAUUGGUCUGGCAAUGACCUUUAUUCUUAUCGUCGAAGUUGGCGCCUAUCUUCAGAUCCCGCCUUCAUAUCAGCUCAUGGAAGAAAUCAUCUGUCGCCAACGCUACCCCGACCACAUCAUCUCGGCCGAGGAUGAUGAUGUAUGCAAAGGGCCGGGUGUACAAGGCCAGCUAGCCAUGAUUAAAGGCUGGCAAAACUCAUUCGACUGCGUCCCGUCAUUGCUCACUGCGAUUCCCUACGGAGUUAUUGCAGACAAGUAUGGCCGCCGACCAGUCCUAUCUUUGGCCAUGCUAGGUAUUACGCUGGAGCUUGCCUGGAUGCUGCUGCCCCUUCUGUGGCCCAAUAUUCUCCCUCUUUGGACCAUGUGGUUCGGAGCAGCUUUCCAAUUCAUAGGUGGAGGCGCAGGCAUGAUUCAAGCCAUGACCUGGACCAUGAUCUCUGACGUCGUCCCCAUUUCCAGCCUGACCGCGGUUUACUACAAGAUUGGCGCAAUCGCGCUUGCGGGAGAGCUUGUGGUUGCGCCUCUCAGCGCCUACCUAUUGAGCAAGAACCCAUGGCUACCUCUCAGCGUCGGCAUGGUCCUCUUAAUCAUCGGCACAUGCCUGCCGCCUUUCAUCCCAGAAACUCUGGAGCUCCGCCGCGCCGCUGAUCAAGAGGUCGAGCAGACACUCUCGCGGUCCGAGGAAGACGCGAGGGACAAGCGCACACUCAAGCAGCAGAUCAUCUUCGCCGUGAAGAACGACAUGGGCCAUGUCUACACCUUUUUGAUCAAGUCCAAGAGCGUGAUUUCCCUCGUCCUCGGCUUCAAUCUCACAGUUAUCGUAAAGUAUGUCAAGAUAGACAUCAUGUCGCAAUACGUGCACAACUUGCUGGGCUGGUCUUGGGCAAAAGCAACGCUCUUGGGAACUGUCUCGACGGUUACAAACAUGGUCAUGCUGCUCGCCAUUCUCCCCGCGCUGAGCUGGCUGAUCACCAAGCGCACGGGAGUGCAUCCUCUGGUUCGGGAUCUCUGGCUCACCCGAAUGAGCGGCAUCCUCCUGGCUGUCGGGUGCUUCAUGGUCGCCAUUGCAUUCGCGCCUUGGUUUCUAAUUACUGCCCUCAUCAUUUUCUCCAUGGGCACCGUUUACACAAAUAUUUGCCGAGCCAUCCUCAACGCCGUAGUCGAGCCGCACACGAUAGGUACCCUAAACACGGCAAUCACCUGGGUGGAACAAGUGAGCCUGCUGAUUUCGGCUCCGGUGAUUUCGGGCUUGCUGAAAGCUGGCAACUCGGCAGGAGGCAUAUGGCUCGGUCUGCCGUAUAUGGCCGCGACUGUCAUGGCUAUUGCUGGCCGCCGACGCCGCGAGAAACAUCCCAAGGGCCGGCCCAACUCCAACCGGCCGCGCAAGAAGAUGGGUAACGAGGAGUCGACGAUGCUGGACGACAGCGUCCAGCCCAAGACGCUCGAGUCGCGCUCGCUGGAGGCCAUUGCUGAUUACAUCAAAUCCGGCGAUGCGAAAAAGAUUGCCGUCAUGACCGGCGCCGGAAUCUCCACAGCCGCUGGCAUCCCCGACUUCAGAUCACCCGGCACCGGCCUCUACGCCAACUUGGCCCGCUUGAACCUCCCCUACGCCGAAGCCGUCUUCGACAUCUCCUACUUCCGCAAGCAUCCCGAGCCCUUCUAUUACCUCGCCAAAGAGCUCUACCCGGGAAAAUUCCACCCCACCGUCUCUCACGCCUUCAUCGCCCUGCUCGCGAAGAAGGGUCUCCUCCAGAUGAACUUUACACAAAACAUUGACUGCCUCGAGAGGCGUGCCGGCGUGCCGGACGACAAGAUCAUCGAGGCGCACGGCAGCUUCGCCACCCAGCGCUGCAUCGAGUGCAAGGACCCCUUCCCCGCCGACCGGAUGGAGAAGCACGUCCAGGACGAAAACGUGCCCAAGUGCGAUUCCUGCGGCGGGCUCGUGAAGCCGGAUAUCGUCUUCUUUGGGGAGGCGCUGCCGGAGGCGUUCCGUGAUAAUACACAUCUGCCCGCCUUGGCUGAUUUGAUUGUGGUCAUGGGGACGAGUCUCUCGGUCUACCCCUUUGCUGGUCUGGCCGAGGCUUCGAAAUCUGGCGUGCCGCGGUUGCUGCUCAACAGGGAACGGGUGGGACAGAUGGGUCGCAGGGCGGAUGACGUUGUUGAAUUGGGGACAUGCGAUGCUGGGGUUCGUAAGCUUGCUGCCUUGCUUGGCUGGGGCGACGAGCUAGAGGCGCUCUGGCGCGGUAUCGUGGGCGAAAAGGAGGCCGAGAGGCAGCUUGCGUCAGCCGCUGGCGAAGGCGAGGAUGAUUUGGAGGAGGAGAUUCGGAGAGUUACCGAGGGUGUCGACACGGCGCUCAAGCUCGACGACGACAAGGACGACGAAACGGAAGGGGAUGCCACGGAGAAUACCAAGGAAACGGAAGAAGUCGGCUUUCCUUUACGGCAAGACGGCGGAAGCGACACCGAGGACGCGCAGAAGAGCAUCCCCGAGGGCGUCGUCCAGAGAAUGUCCAAGGCAAUCCAGGGGCAAGGGGGCGAGAUCGGCACGGACAUCAAGGACGAUCGCGGCCGCGAGGGGAGAACCGUCAACGGAUCUGAAGGCGCACCGCAGGACGCAAAGGACUUCCGGAUCGAGGCCAAGAAGAAGAUUCAGCUUGCGGCGCAGGGGGCCGCCACCCCUCUCGACGAGGUUGCCAUCGUUUUCGACGCUUCUGCGCCUGUGGCUGAGAUGAAACACGAGGAUCCCAAGAGCGCUGAGUUGCUGAGUGGGGUUUCUCGGUAUGAGGAGACGUCCGCGCCUGCUGCUGGUGUGGACAAGGAGUUGGCGGCGGGUUCGAAGGCUGAGUUGGCUUCUGCUUCUACGACGGCACAAGAAGCCUCCGGGAGUGUAGAGAAAGACGAGAAGCCUUCAUCGGGCGACUCAAAGUUAUGA